UGUUAAGAGUUCGACUCUAGAAGGAGGCUUUUACAUUCAUCUGCUGAAAGUGGAAAGUUUCUCUGAGCUCAUUAAAAAUCAGGUUUUAGGGGGCGGGGCCUACCAGCAUGAUUUGUUACACCACAAGUCAUUUGGAAGUCAGUCCUGGUCCAGUAUGCAACCUGUACAGUGUGAUGUGAGAAUCACUGAGAAUGGACUUCACAGUCAGGUAGGAGACAUCUUGUCUUUAUAUGGAUGUGGAAAUUAUACUUACUAUACCAUAAAAAACAUAUCAGACACACAUUAUUGUUCCAAGUAGCCCAUUUGUUUGUUUUUGUUUUUAGUACAUGUCUGGAGGGGCUCUUUAAAAUGUAACAUUUAUCUGACCACUGAUCAGUUUUCUUUUACUUCCUGAGGAAUGUCGCUGAUGUCUGGUGAAAUGCAUCAAACGUCCACACGAUGGCAAUACUGGACAACUUUUGGUGAGGAAAGGCGGCAGUGGGUGCUGUCCACAGUUCAACAGUUCACCAAACACAGUCCACAGCUUCUCCUUUAAAGGGUCACUGAUGGGGUUAAAUGAGUCUGCGGUUCUUUAUGUUGGAAUUGUGGGAGACUGAGGAAAUAAUCAUAUUUUGGGAAAAUUGUGAUUUUUCUUUGCUUUUGUCAGAAUUGAUGAUGUCUCAGUGGGGAAUGAUUUUUGAUUCACUUUCGAGCUCAAUGAAUCAAAUGCAGUUUAUUACUUAUUAAUUACCAUUUCAGUGUGGUACUUCACUCAUUUCUUGGUUACGUCAUUUUUGCGUUAUGCUUCUCAAAUGAGUGAUUGUGUUUUUAGUCUUCUGACAAAAUCUGAAUCAUUAAAUGUUCUAUUUUGUGAAUCUUUAUUCUUCAGAUGUCCUAAUGAGCCUGUAAUGAUCGUGCAGUUUUUGUUUGACAAUAUCAGUUUGGAUUCAUUAGCACAUUGAGGUUCUCUGACGAGAAAAGCAACGCAUGCUUCUUUUCGGAUCAGCCAUUGAGGCAUUCAAAUAAAGGAGGUCCAGUCUAAGAAGGCUAUGAGACAAAUCCUUGCCAGUAAUCUGGAUGCUGUAACGCGUUACCGGCGGCGGUAGCGACGGUGCGCUGUGCGCUGUGCGCUCCGGAGUCUCCAUAAAAGUUAGUGCGCGCAGAGCUGAGCUGUCAGACUGAGGAGAGACGCGGUGGAGCAAAGACUGAGAGGCUGAAGUGAUUGAUCAGGAUCGAUCCCACUUUGAGAAAUUCAUCUGUUCAUUAUAGGUGCGCUGUCUGACCCUCUGGGGGGGACUGUCUCCCACCGAGGGCGCGCCGACGGGACGCAGAUAAAGCGCGUUAUCUUCCCGAGUCUGUGCGGGGCUGCCGGCUUUUCUGGACUCUGUCGGAAUAAAAGAGGACAGGGGAGGUUCGGGUGCGGGAGAAUCUCGGCUGUGCGGCGGAUGAGGAGCCCACGCUGCCGCCUCAGAAGAACAGUAAUCGUGUCUGAUUCUGUUAUUGCUGUUUGAUUACAUCUGAAGGAGCGGGGGACAAAAAGAAAAAAAAAAAAAAAAAAAAAAAAGCCCACCACUCCCGGUUUUCUUUUCCGCCAGCCCCAGGACGCAAAUGUCUCCACACCACAGACACACCACUGGAUUGUAGCAGCAGCCCCGCCGAUGCUUUGAACGGGCGUUAAGGUGCGGGAAGGGAGUGGGACAAUUACAGGAUGAGUGAGCGAUACACGCAGAUCGGAAGUAAAGGGGCUCUACUUGUAAUGGUGCUUGUGAUCAGUGUCUGGGAGAUGGCCGCACCAACAGAAGCAACUACAGCAGCGCACCAUGUCCGAACAGGAACCUGUGAAGUCGUGGCGUUGCAUCGCUGCUGCAACAAGAACAAGAUUGAGGAGCGGUCACAAACUGUGAAGUGCUCCUGCUUUCCCGGGCAAGUGGCCGGCACCACCAGAGCCGCCCCGUCUUGUGUAGAUGCCUCCAUAGUGGAGCAGAAGUGGUGGUGUCAGAUGCAUCCGUGCCUUGACGGAGAGGAAUGCAAAGUUCUUCCUGAUCUGAAGGGCUGGAGCUGUGCUACAGGGAACAAGAUCAAAACUACUAAGAUUUCUGCGGACAGAGACCAGCUUUGGUAACGUCAGAUGCUUCACAACAGAGUCCAGGUGAACCAACAGUUCCGGUCUUUGUUGGAUCAUCAAAGGAGAAGAGAGUAAUGCAAAGGACCUUUCUGUAAAUAGAGACUUCCUUUCUUCUGGACUGCAAUUAAUCUUUGGAAAACUCUGAAUGCUUCUUCUUGAACUCUAUGGACAUCAAAAAGAGGAGUAGAUCCUAUUGAAAGUACUGAUCAUUCAGAGCUUCUUUUUGAAGGACUCCAUAUGAUUAGCCUUACCGGACAACAGGAUUUAUUCUCUGACAUUGUACUGCUUGUAGUGGAAGACAAUGGUGAACUCUGCCUAUAUGUUUAUUUCUAGAGUAUUUAUGUCAUUUACAGGGGAUUUUGCAUCACACGUUGACCAGGGUGAACAGCAGGUCGGUUUGCUGUAAGCAUCGCAAAUAUUCAACACACAAAAUGUGGUUCUGUUUUAUCAGUCAAUUGUGGCUUUCUUCUCUAACAAAGUGUAGUUUCAAGCGUUCAGCUAAAGAUGAAAAUAUGUGGCUGAGCAGCAGAUAUUCAGGGCGAUUUUCAUAGAAAUACACAACCACAUUCGACAAUGUGUCAUUUAUACUGUGUGCCACAACACACUAAAAUAAACUUAAUUCAAUUUGAACUUCGCACAAACCUCCUACACGUUGUUAUCUGUGUAUUAAGUGUUCCAUUCGACUCAGAUAUUGUUGAGAUCUGAUCAAACCUACCAGCUGUUAACAGAAAGUUGGAUCCAGUCGUGGUUUAUUUUUCCUCUGAAAUUCGCUCUGCCAUUUCCUGCUGCUUCUACCAGAUUUUGUUUUUGUAUCACAGUUCUGGUGUUCAGAUUCUAGACAACAGCAGUGUAAAUUAAACACACAGCAUCUGGUCACCGGCUGGGUGAUGACAACAAUGUUCCCACAACUGUUUUCAACUAGUUACUCGAGUAUGAUUUGCUGAUCACCUUUCAGUAGGUAUCGCUGACACUUCCUUUGUCUGUGUAAGUGAUGACAUCAGUAAUAAACUAUGGUUGUGUAACUAA
Molecule: messenger RNA, 3130 nt
Organism: Dicentrarchus labrax (European seabass)
Lineage: Eukaryota; Metazoa; Chordata; Actinopteri; Moronidae
Product: chemokine-like protein TAFA-2
Exons: 6
Coding region: 1688-2101 (137 amino acids)
Molecular function (GO): receptor ligand activity
Source: RefSeq, a predicted model, not a curated record